Pteronotus mesoamericanus is the source of this 2619-nucleotide messenger RNA. It is a transcript of the gene CCDC87, whose product is annotated as coiled-coil domain containing 87. Lineage: Eukaryota; Metazoa; Chordata; Mammalia; Chiroptera; Mormoopidae. The record is from RefSeq and is a predicted model, not a curated record. Bases 1 to 2619 code for a protein of 872 amino acids. The transcript has a single exon.
AUGGAGCCUUUUAAACCGGAACCCGAGCUCCAGCAGUUUUACCACCGGUUACUGCGUCCGCUGUCCCUCUUCCCCAGCAGGGUGACAUUCCCAGAGUCUCAGAAACGUCUCCUGCGAGAGGUCCCGACGCUACCCUCUCUGCCAGUCUCGCGGCUGACGGUGGCGUCGCUGUGCCGCCAGGUGGCCGAGCGGCUGGCCAGCUGUGGGCUGGAGGAGCAGAUGCCUCCUGAGGGCCGACUCCGUUUCACAGAGGUCAUCUUGGACGAGCUGAAGUGCAGCUGGCAGGAGCCUCCCAGCGAACCUAGUCUGAGCCACGUGAACAACCUGAGGCUGCGGAAGCGGCUCCUGGUUUACGUGCUGCUCACCUGCGAGCAGCUCUUCUUACACUACCUGCACCUGCUGAAGAUCAGGUCGACCUCCUCGUUUGUCUUCACUGAAUCAGCCACACUCACCCGGUUGGCCGCCGGCCUCACCAGGGACUGCACUGUCUUCCUCACCAGCCCCGAGGUCUACCGUGGCCUUCUCGCCGACUUCAACGCCUUGCUGAAAGUAGAGGAGGCUCAGGGCGGCAUAUUCAAGCUGCGCCCCAUCGGCCCCCCUGGGGCUGUCAGAGCACGUCCCCCCAGCUCCCGCUUCUCCCAGUUGCCAUGCUGCCACCUCAACCUGAACUAUCUCAUCCAGCUCAGUCGCUGUCCUCAGUUUCUCAAUGAGACUGCACCCGAUCCAGUGAAGGAAUUGAAGUCCAUCCCCCAGCUGAGGAGGCGAAAGCCUCUCCCCUGGCUGCCCGCCAUGCAAAAAAAGAGAGAAAGCUUCACUUCCUCACAGAUUGUGUCGCUGCCCAGGUACUCGGUAGCUCUCACCAGCGGGUCUUCCCCCACUUCCCAUUUGCCUCUCCCCUCCCACCUCCAGAAGGGCCAGUCCAUGCCCUCUCUGCAGGAAGGCUGGAAUCUAGCAGAUGAAUUGGGUCUUCCUCCACUCCCGCCUCGUCCGGUAACCCCGUUGGUCCUGUUUGCAGAGAGCAAACCAGAGCUCGUGGGGGACAUGGUGGCUGAGGACCUGAAGCAGAUAAUGAAGAACAUGAAACUGGAGUGGACGCGCUACUCACCAAUAGACUCAGGCGUGCCCCCACUCCUGGGGGCCCAGACCCACCACUCAGCUGCAACACAUUGCAUGGAAGAGCUGCAGAGGAUGCUGAAUGAGAAAGAAGAAGCCUCUGGGCAGUGGGAUCCCCAGCCCCCCAAAUCCCUUCCGCUUUAUCCACAGCCAAUGACUGUUACUUUGAAGCUAAGAAAUCAGGUUGUGGUCCAGGCAGCUGGUGUACAGAUCUCGGAGAGAAAGUUUUUGGAUUCCUUCCACGUUGAGGGAACCAGAGCCCUAUACAACCACCUGGCUGGUGAACUGGAACCCAGACUUAUCGAGAAAAUGGAUAUUGAUCACUUUGUUGGUAAUAGCAUCCAGGAGGUCUACAAGGAGCUGAUGAGCAGUGUCUCUACUGACCACUUCUCUUUUGACAAGGGACCCUUGAUUGAGCCUGCAGCCAGUAAAGACUGGUCAAUGUUCCUGUUCUCAGCCUUUCUGCGUCAAGAAAAACAGUAUCAUGUCAUCAACUCCAAGCUGGCUGGUCUUUAUUCCCAGAGAGCAAACACUUCAGAGUCCAACCCUGAUAGGGUAUCCUCCCUCACAUCACUCCAAGCAAGCAAAGGCCGGGAGGGGCCAUCAAACAAGACCUCAGGGAUAAACUGGUGGAAAACCAGCUUGUCUGUGGAUCACUAUUUCAAUUACCUCGCCAGCCAGGAGACAGAUUUCCUCCAUGUCAUCUUCCAAAUGUAUGAAGAGGAGGUUCCUGUGGAGAUCUUAGCCCCUGUCCAAGACUCCUUAAAGAUUCAGCACCCACCUCCAUUGCUAGAAGAUGAAGAGCCAGACUUUGUGCCAGGAGAGUGGGAUUGGAACACAGUUCUGGGGCACAGUCUAGAAACUAAGAGGACCAACCUCCUGGGAGAACCCCAUAAAAUCCUCAGCCUGCAGAAGCGUCUGGAGCGGCUGUGGUCCGUGCUUGAGGUUCCUGACAAGGACCGGCUGGACAUGGCCAUCAAGUACAGCUCUAACACCCGUCUGAGGCAGCUGCCUUCAUUGGUGAGUGCCUGGGAGCAGACCCUGCAGCCCAUUCAGCUGCGGGAGAUGUUGCUGGGGAAACUGGAGUGGUUUGAGCGACAAGCCUCUGACCCCAACCGUUUCUUCCAAAAGGAUGGCACAAGACUGAGUCGCUUCCUAGAGGAAAAUCAGAUCCGCAACCGUCUACACAGGCAGCUCAGUCUCACGGAGGCGCCUUUGGUUUCGCUCCUGAAGGAGGUUGAGUUAAUCUUUGGUGAGCCAGUGACUUUCAAGGGCCGGCGCUACCUGGACAAGAUGAAGCAUGACAAAGUGGAGAUGCUCUACUGGCUGCAGCAGUGGCGGCGGGUGCACGACAUAGUCCGGGCCCAGAAGGCCUCCCACCAGUCAGCCAUGUUCGGAAGGCUCAGCAGCCCACAUUUAAUAGCCCCUGGGAAUACUCCCAGGCCAAGUGCCUUCAGGCCCCUCCCUCAGCCCCCAGCAUCCAGCACCUCCAUCCAGACCCCUUGA